Molecule: messenger RNA, 1341 nt
Organism: Kickxella alabastrina
Lineage: Eukaryota; Fungi; Kickxellomycota; Kickxellomycetes; Kickxellales; Kickxellaceae
Product: TAP42-like protein
Exons: 1
Coding region: 86-1213 (375 amino acids)
Biological process (GO): regulation of dephosphorylation; regulation of signal transduction
Cellular component (GO): cytosol
Molecular function (GO): protein phosphatase 2A binding
Source: RefSeq, a predicted model, not a curated record
CUCUGUUUCUCAAUUAUAGUCAACUAACCUCAUAUACACAUUAAUAUUCACAUCCCUACCGUUUCUCUUAUUAAAUAUUUUAAGAAUGGAGCACGGAGAGACUCAGGGCGCGUCGCUGGGUAUCAACUUUGCACGUGCACAGCGCCAGCUUCAAGCCAUCAACAACACCCCACUUGCCUCUAGCAGCGUCGAGUAUCAGCAGCAGGUCAAGGACCUAGUAACACUUUUGUACACAUGCUCCAGCCAAGUAGGCCGCCUAUCACUGUUUAGCAGUAACGAGACAGUUGAAGACUACUCGACCAGUGAGCUGAAGCUUAUCCUGAUCAACGCGUAUCUCGGCGAGGCCCUGCAGAAGCUCAGCGCACCUGAAGGCCGCACUGCAGUGUUGGAGGAGGCCCUGGACCAGUACAAGGCAUUUUUGACGACUUCCCAGGCGCUCGGCAUUGUCAGCAAAUCGGCAGACAUGGAUCGCAUACUCGAGUCCAAUGGCAGUGAUGCCGGCCCUAAGCCCAAGCCUAUCGAUCCAGGGGUAAGCAGGAUGCAGAAGAUCGAGCGGUUCAAGCGCAUGCGCGCAAUGCAACAGGCCAUCGCCGAGCUGGAGGCCAUGAUUUCGGGGAGGGAUUCCAAGGAGGCUGGUGGCGUGGAGGAUGAGGACAUUGAUGAGGCUGAGCGGGACCAUGCUGUCAAGCUAAUCGAGCUCAAGGUAUUCCAGGUCAUCGAUGACAUUGACAUUUUGCAUAGCGAGUUUGACAUGGCCAAGCAGAUGGAGGAGAUGAAGUCUCGUAGAAUCGGUGGCGGCAACACGGAGGGCUCUGGAAAUCUGUCUGCAGGCAAGGAGGUUGAGUGGAGGUUGGACUCGCAGUCGUACGGCCAGAUCGACCCGAAAACUGGCAAGUCGACUCAGCCUAUAUUCAACAGCAAGGGGCAACCGACACGGCCGUUUGUGCUGACCAACGACCGCCAAAGAAUAAAGGACUCAGUAUUCCGCCCGGACUGGGCUUUGCCGACCAUGACCAUUGAUGAAUACCUGAGUCAGGAGCAGGAGAAUGGGAAUAUAAUCAGUGGCGGUGGCAAGGAGCCAGAUGAAAAGCCGGACAUUGACGACAACAACCAUGAGGCACUCGAUGCAGAUACGCUGAAGAAGCGUGAGUGGGACGAUUAUAAGGACGAGAACCCCAAGGGAAUGGGGAACCGUGGCGGAAAUCGCGGUUGAAUACAGCCGACAUUUCGGCUCUUAUUGGAGCGGCGCGUAUGCCAUGCGUUUUUUAUUCGAUAGACGUCAUUUUACAAUUGUAGGCCUUAUUUUAUUUAGCAAAAAAACGGGGAUAAUAAAUAGAUGUG